Molecule: messenger RNA, 2520 nt
Organism: Triticum aestivum (bread wheat)
Lineage: Eukaryota; Viridiplantae; Streptophyta; Magnoliopsida; Poales; Poaceae
Product: type I inositol polyphosphate 5-phosphatase 1
Exons: 10
Coding region: 199-2211 (670 amino acids)
Biological process (GO): phosphatidylinositol dephosphorylation
Molecular function (GO): phosphatidylinositol-3,4,5-trisphosphate 5-phosphatase activity; inositol-polyphosphate 5-phosphatase activity; phosphatidylinositol-4,5-bisphosphate 5-phosphatase activity
Source: RefSeq, a predicted model, not a curated record
GACGAGCCGAACGGGUCGCCGGCACUCCUCGCUGUCUUAACCAUCCAUCCAUCCAUCCGUCCGUCAUCGCCGCCGACGAUGCGGCAGUCAAUUGCCCCACGAACACUUCCGCCACAGAUACGGCUGUCGUCGGGGCGCCCCGCUUCAAAACCCAGAUGACCCCGCGGACAAGUCACGACGAGCCCGCACAGAACGGCAAUGGCGUCCUCCUCCUCCCCGGCGGCUCCGUUGCUCCCACCUUGUCAAGAUGAGCAGGAUAAGGAGGACGCAGGUGCUCGGAGCGACGGCGGGAGUCAGCGGGAGCAGGGGGUGAUGCGGAGCUGGGCGGAGGCGGCGCUGCUGUGCUGCGGCGCGGACUGCGGCGACGCGGAGCGGCUGUGGCGCAGGGUGGUGCUGCGCAAGUGGCUCAACGUCGGCGCCGGGUCCGGCGACUCCGACUUCAGCGCCGACGAGUUCGAGGCCGAGGCCGAGACCGACGACGAGGAGCCCGGCCACCAAGAGAAGUGCUGUUGCUGGGAACACAAACUGUUUGAUGAGGAGAGGAGAUCGCGUGGACUUGGUGCGGGCACGAUUGGUAAUCAAGUGAAGGCUGUGCCUGACAGACUUAAAAGGUGCAAUUCAGAGACACUUCGCGCUCAGUAUAUCGAUGUCGCUGAACUCAGGAUUUUCGUAGGGACAUGGAAUGUUGGAGGCAGAGUUCCACCUACUGACUUAGACAUUCAAGAAUGGCUGGCGAUGGAGGAGCCAGCUGAUAUUUAUGUUCUCGGAUUUCAAGAAAUUGUCCCACUAAAUGCUGGGAAUAUAUUCGGUGCUGAAGAUGACCAUCCAGUUGUAGUAUGGGAACAUAUCAUUCGUGAAACUUUGAAUAAGAUAUGUCCAUAUAAACCAAAGCAUAAAUGUGUCAGUGAUCCUCCUUCACCAUCAAAGUUCAAUCCAUCAGAUUAUCUUGUGAUGGAAGAUGAUUUUCUUAGUGAGGCCGACAAUGGAAGUGAGGGGGAACUUCAUCCAUUGAUUGGACAAGACAUUAAUCCAGUUACUAAUGAUAGUGGCGUUUGUAAAACAUAUGAAUACUCCACCUCUGCUUCCAGUGAAAGAGUUCACGAAGGCGAAGACUUCAGCAAGAUGCUUCCAGUAAAUACUUCUCAUCACUCCCACAACUCAAGUCAUACGCUUUUUAGAUCUAAUCUGAAAGAACCGAGCAACCAAGCCGGUCACUUGGAAAGGCCUGGAAUGAUUUGGCCUGAACAACAAUUGGAUAUGCAGGUUCAUCUUCUUCAGGACAGCACAUCAGUUACUUCAGUGAAGACUCUAACAGCUUCUGCGUCUUUCAAAUCGAGACAUGAGAAUUCUAAUGGUUUUCCAGAAGAUAAUCUGGACCAUGAUGUUAGUAUCGAUAAUAGAGUCGUUGAAAGAAAAAAUUCAAAUUUCGUACGGAUAAUAAGCAAGCAAAUGGUGGGAAUAUAUCUUUCGGUGUGGGUUCAGAGAGGCCUUAGGAGGCACAUUCAGAAUUUGAGAGUAUCAACUGUAGGUGUAGGCGCGAUGGGUUACAUCGGUAACAAGGGAUCAAUAUCAGUCAGCAUGUCUAUAUAUCAGACACCCUUUUGUUUUGUAUGUUGCCACCUGACAUCUGGUGAAAAGGAUGGAAAUCUAACAAAGAGAAAUGCAGAUGUUGAAGAAAUCCUUCGAAGAACGGUAUUUAACCCAGUUCAUAGAGUCAGCAUGCCUAAGGGAAUACAUGACCAUGACCAUUUCAUAAAUUUCAGAAAGAUUAUAUGGUUUGGGGAUCUCAACUACCGAAUCAACCUAUCAUAUGAAAGAACACAUGAACUUAUCUCCAGAAAGGAAUGGGAUUUAUUGUUUGACAAUGAUCAGCUAAAGUGGGAACUGAUGAAAGGGCGUACAUUUGACGGUUGGAUCGAAGGGGUGAUUAGCUUCCCCCCAACAUAUAAAUACGAAUUUAAUUCAGAUAAGUAUGCGGGCGACGAGCCAAUAUCUGCGAGAAGAAGACCUGCAUGGUGCGACCGGAUUCUUUCAUACGGAAAGGGCAUCAGGUUGGAUUCUUACAGAAGGGUGGAGCUUAAUCUUUCGGAUCACCGCCCGGUGUCCGCUGUCUACAUGGCCGAGGUUGAAGUUUUAUGCCACAGAAAGUUUCAGAAGGCUGUAACAUUCACCAAUGUAGAGGUUGAGGAUCAUCUGUUAUUGGAGAGAUGAAACACUUGUUGAAUGAAGAACCAUGGACUGUGAGAGAACAUGAAGUUCUUAGCUCAUAGGCGCAAUGGCCGAAGGGAAAUGCCGGUAAUUUCAGACAAGUUACCAGAAUGUAAAGAAGCAGAUAGGGCUGGCAGUUUGAUGCAUACUAGGGAUUGGGUUGUGAGUGUGUGUUUCCGACCAAAUUGGUCGUCCCGUAAAUGAAAAGAAGAAUAAAAGGUAGCCCGACUCCUCAGAAGAGGAUGAAUUGUUCAUAUCUAACAGGAUCUGCAGAGAAAUGAGUGAUGUUCUUCCCCUUUUCUUAUCGAGGUA